Uloborus diversus is the source of this 1182-nucleotide messenger RNA. Its product is annotated as zinc finger protein 595-like. The record is from RefSeq and is a predicted model, not a curated record. Bases 1 to 1182 code for a protein of 393 amino acids. Gene Ontology annotation, biological process: regulation of transcription by RNA polymerase II. The transcript has 2 exons. Gene Ontology annotation, molecular function: DNA-binding transcription factor activity, RNA polymerase II-specific; RNA polymerase II cis-regulatory region sequence-specific DNA binding. Lineage: Eukaryota; Metazoa; Arthropoda; Arachnida; Araneae; Uloboridae.
AUGAAAGAUCAUGUGAGAAUACAUACCAAAGAGAAGCCAUUUACUUGUGAUUAUUGCCAAAAGUCAUUUUCUCAGAUUUCAAACUUAACAAGGCAUCUGAGGAUGCAUGCCGAAGAUAAACCAUAUACUUGCGAUUAUUGCCAAAAGACGUUUUCCCAUAACACAACCUUGAAACUGCAUUUAAGAGUGCAUACGAAGGAGAAACCGUAUUCUUGCGAUUAUUGUGGGAAGACAUUUUCUCAGUAUUCAAACAUGAAACAGCAUCUGAGGAUACACACUGAAGACAAGCCAUAUUGUUGUGAUUAUUGCGGGAAGACAUUCAUUCGAAUUCUAUACUUGAACGAUCAUUUGAAGAUCCAUACCCAAGAAAAACCAUAUACUUGUGACUAUUGUAAAAACGCAUUUUCUCUCCUUUCAAACUUGAAACAGCAUUUGAGAAUACAUACCAAAGAGAAGCCAUUUUCUUGCGAUACUUGUGGGAAAUCUUUCGCUAGGAGUACGUACUUGAAACAGCAUUUGAAGAUACACACCAAGGAAAAGCUCUCAGGCUUGAAACAGCAUUUGAGAAUACAUUCCGAAGAAAAGCCAUUCACUUGCGUUUAUUGCGGAAAGACAUUUUCCCAGCUCACGAACAUGAAAGAUCAUGUGAGAAUACAUACCAAAGAGAAGCCAUUUACUUGUGAUUACUGCCAGAAGUCGUUUUCUCAGAUUUCAAACUUAACGAGGCAUCUGAGAAUGCAUGCUGAAGAUAAACCAUGUACUUGCGAUUAUUGCCAAAAGACGUUUUCCCAUAACACAACCUUGAAACUGCAUUUGAGAGUGCAUACGAAGGAGAAACCAUAUUCUUGCGAUUAUUGUGGGAAGACAUUUUCUCAAUAUUCAAACAUGAAACAGCAUCUGAGGAUACAUACCGAAGAUAAGCCAUAUUGUUGUGAUUAUUGCGGGAAGACAUUCAUUCGAAUUCUAUACUUGAACGAUCAUUUGAAGAUCCAUACCCAAGAAAAACCAUAUACUUGUGACUAUUGUAAAAACGCGUUUUCUCUGCUUUCAAACUUGAAACAGCAUUUGAGAAUACAUACCAAAGAGAAGCCGUUUUCUUGCGAUACUUGUGGGAAAUCUUUCGCUAGGAGUACGUACUUGAAACAGCAUUUGAAGAUACACACCAAGGAAAAGCUGUAUUGA